GGCUUGACUUUGUCCUUCAGGGUUUUCCCCUGUUCUGCCUGGUGGCAUUGUUAGCUCCUCAUACAGCAGACCCUGUCCUUCUCCGUAGUUUAACAACCUGUGUUUUCCUCAUGGUGAGGUGUACUGUGUAUUCCGCCACACGUCUGGCAAUGGAUCUGAAGCUCCGCAGGUUUAUUUAAAAUCACUGUUGCUAUUCACAUCAUCAUCAUCAUCAUCAUCACCUCCACCGCCGCCAUCAGAGCCAGCGGGAACCGAGAGAGAAGAAGAUGGGGUGCUGCUCGGCGCGACGCAUGCUGAUCCUGCUGUGCUGUUUUCAGCUGAUAACUGCUGUGGAGAGGCAGGUGUUUGACUUCCUCAGCUACCAGUGGGCUCCCAUUAUGAUCAACUUCUUUCACAUCAUUGUGGUCAUCCUGGGCCUGUUUGGUGCCAUCCAGUACAGACCACACUAUGUCUUAAUGUACCUGCUGUGGACCUUGUUGUGGCUUGGCUGGAAUGUAUUUGUGAGUUGCCUGUACUUGGAUGUGGGAGGGCUUUCCAAGGACAGCAACAUUCUGUCCCUUGGGGUGUCCUCACAUCGCUCCUGGUGGAAGGACAAUGGGCCUGGGUGUGAGAGUGAGGGCGACCCCUCCGCUGGGUGGCAGAACCAGCAAAACCCUCAGCUGACCACAGUGAUCAGCUGCUGGCUGGAAUACCAGUACAUAGAAGUCCUGCAUUGUGUUGUCCAGCUCCUCAUAUCACUCCUGGGAUUUGUGUAUGCCUGCUAUGUCAUCAGUGCUUUGUCAGAUGAUGAGGACAGCUGUAAGUAGCUCCUGACCCAUGAGAUCCGUGCACAAGAUCCCCAAGUAUUAUAAAUAACCACAAAAAGAAAGAGGUCAAGAAAAGCUAAGAAGAAAUGGGCAGAAGAUAAAACACACCUGAAGACCGUGAUCCUAUCGAUGGGCUGGCUGUAAAUAAAACAUCUGUCACAGGUGCUGAACACGCUGUCCAAGGUCAAGAAGACAUCUUCCAAUAAAUCACUGUAAAACAUGCACAGGCCCAUUUAUAAUGUGUUUUGUUUCUCAGUUGUCAUGUGCUGUAAAUAUAAAUGAAAGUGUGUGUGUGCACAAAUAUGUUAAAGAGGUAGAAAUCACUGGACAUUUAGUGCUCACAUACAGCUAUUUUAAAGAAAGGUGUGAUUUAAAAAUUGUCUAUAAAUAUCUGUUUCUUUCUGAUGAUUUGUAAAAUGUAUAAUUUAUUAAUAUGCGUCACUUAAGUUAGGAAAUGUGGUCCUCCCAACUUGUGUAGUGUAGGAUAUAAUUCACAGAAAUAAACCACAUCUACAGUA
Messenger RNA from Monopterus albus (swamp eel), 1324 nucleotides. It is a transcript of the gene nkain5, whose product is annotated as sodium/potassium transporting ATPase interacting 5. The transcript is spliced from 6 exons. Bases 267 to 806 code for a protein of 179 amino acids. NCBI's taxonomy places the organism in Eukaryota, Metazoa, Chordata, Actinopteri, Synbranchiformes, Synbranchidae. Gene Ontology annotation, biological process: regulation of sodium ion transport. The record is from RefSeq and is a predicted model, not a curated record.